Owenia fusiformis is the source of this 7194-nucleotide messenger RNA. The record is from the annotation of a GenBank genome assembly. NCBI's taxonomy places the organism in Eukaryota, Metazoa, Annelida, Polychaeta, Sabellida, Oweniidae.
AUGACAACACUGUCUAUAACCAAUGGUGAUCAUCAACGCCACAGUUCAACACCAUUAGGUCACACUACACCUUUGUUAACAAUAAAAAGUGAUCGCCAAAUCGACACUGAAACACUCUCAGCUAUCGACUCUGAUCAUAAAGAUGACACUACAUCUUUGUCAAUAACAAGUUGUGAUCGUCUAGGCAGCACUAUUACACUGACUGCAAACAAUGAUAAUAAUCAAGGUCACACAACAACACUAUCUCCAAUCGAUAGUGAUCGGCAAUGCCAUGCUGUAACACUUUCAUCAAUCAAUGAUGAUCGUCAAGGCGACACUAUGGCACUGUCAAUAAUCAGAAAUGAGCGCCAGGGUGACACUUCAGCACUUUCUCCAAUCGAUGAUAAUCUUCCAGAUCACAUUGCAACACUCUCAAUAAUCAAUGACGAUCAUCAAGACAACACUACAACAACGUCAACAUUCCAUUGUGAUACUUUUGCUGACACUAACAUGAAAAGCACUCAAAUUAUAGAGAAAACAGCAGAACAUAUAUCUGAUAAUGCUACUACAGAUCAUACAAAUGAGAUGAAAAAUGACGAGCUAUCAGAUAAUGCUAUAAGAAAUGCCAGAAAAAUGUUUUUGGAAACUCUAAAAUUGAGCCAGCUAACAAACAUAUAUGAUAGAAAGGUUGAAUCAGCAACCAGUAGCGACGCGCACAAACACACAUCGGGGACUUCUUACCCCAAACCUUUUGUCAAAACAAAUAACUUGGUUGAAAAUGAUGUAGAAAUAUCAGAAUUUCUCAAUUUUAUUCCACACAAUACAAGGCAAGAUAAUAUUGAUCAACAGACUAGAGCUAUGAAAAAUCCAAUUAUUAGCCAGAAUUACAGCAAAACGGAUGAUGAGAUCAGUCUAGAUCAAACAGCUCUGGAAUUCCCAUUACAUUGUGAUGAGGCCUUAAUAGACGAGGACGUCCGCUUUAAACCAAUAACUGACAAAAUGAUACAGCAUGCCAAUGAGGUUGUUACGCAAUCGGAGAAAGCAGGUCCUCAGAAGCAUGCAGUUUUGGACAUAGCAACAGCAAGUAUAGCAACUGUGUACAACAAUAAAAACAUGAAUCCUUGGCUGUUUACAUCUCCAGUCUCACGACCGACCAUAACAUCUGGGACACCAGAGUCCAUUAAGAGAAUAAGAUUAAAGUUCCAGCAUGGCUUUCAACCACUGCAGAAGGACAAUGGAGCUGAUGUUCCUGCCACAGUCGGUGUGCAAUGUUUACCCAAACAUCCAACCCCACCCACAUUAACAGGGGCAAACAAGGUAUUAGAUUUAUCAGAGCCGAUUUUAAGAUCUCCACCCAAAGCACGACAUAUUUGUGGACCAUUAGAGAGAGUUUGCAUUCCCUACCACUAUUCCCCUAAAGUAAAAAUCGUGCCUACAAUACUGAAAACGAAACAAAUAAAGCCAUCUACGAGUGUUCCAAAGUUAAGUCAACAUUUUACAGAAGGGACAUCCGGUACAGAACUUGUGAGAUAUACACGUAGCUCCGAAAUUGGACACCAGUAUGCGAACCAUCCAAACAACAAUGUUGAUUUUACGAGUACCGCAUCAAAGAACGUGUAUGGCUCAUAUACUACUAGUGAAUGUAAUACCAUUGGUUUGCUCAACCCGGAUGUCUACUAUAAAACCUGUCCCGUGACAAUCGUGUACAGUAGACCUGACAGCCAUACUGAUACCACGUGCACACUUGUACAAACCAAUACCAUACCUGUACACACUAAUACUACACCUGUAUUCUCUGAUGCAACACCUGUAUACAUUGAUUCAAAUAUAAUCACUGCUGAAGCUCAACAAAGUGAUAACGCUGAACAUGAAAAUGCAAUUAAAGAUAAGUUACGUGUGAAACGCGACAUUGAUAAAAAGACUAAGACGCAAACAAAAGACUGUCCAAUGGUCAUGGAUGACGUCAUACAGAUUGUUGAAGAAACGGGUGUAAAUAUGAAUAUAAAUCACAAUGGUGUACAUAUGAUGCAAGAAGUGCCCCACAGAGUCGAAGAGUCCGUCAGCAAAUUUUCACAUAAAACUGAUGUUUAUGAAUCACAUAAUGACAACCCGGAUCAAACAGAAGUAACGAUCAAAGAAUGUGAAAAACAUGAUUUGUCAAAUGAAGCUCCAUUAAAUAUUGGUAAUGUUUACCCUUGGGAAAAUAAGGAAACCAAUGUGGAUCGUUGGAGUACAAAGGUGCAUGAUGAAAACAUGAAAGAUGAUGAAAAUGUGAAUGACAUGGAUGAUGGAAGCGCGUAUAUUAAGGAUGAAGACAAGAGUAUGGAUUAUGAAAACACGAACUUAGAGGAUGGAGACAUAAACGUAGAGGAUGGAAAUACAAAGGUUGAUGAGGAAAACAUAAACGUAAAUGAUGACAACAUGAUUAUGGAUGAUGUAAACAUGAAUGAGGAAGAUGUUAACACAAAUGUGGAUUUUGAAAACACAAAUGAUAGAAGCAAUCAUGUUCGUGACAUACAUGUGAUGACAGAUAUUGGAAAAGAUACAGAGGGAACCAUAAAGACCAUUGAUUGUGUAAAUCGUGACAAGGACAGUAAAGGAAGUCCCAAUCAAAUCACAGGCAAUAAACUAAGUCGAAUUGUCACCGAUGCACAAACACAGGAAUUAGACAACAGUAUGAUCUUUGAAGUAAAAACUUUUACAAACAAACAGAAUAAUAACAUGAGCAGGGAAGAUGAAAAUAUAUCAGAUGAAGUCGUUCAACCUAAUGGUUGUUUACCUAAAAGAUCAGAAGAGCUUAGUUUGAAUAAAAUCGUCAUUGAUAAACGAUGUCUUGGUACAUUAGAAUAUGGUAGCAAUGAUUUUUAUCAGAAAUGCAAUACACAUAAAAGAGCAGAUGAUGUUGAAGUAGCCACACGGGAUAAACCAUACCCGCUAACAUGUAAUGAUGUGGCAACCAGUGAUGUUGCACAAAUACCCAAAGAACGAAUGGAAAAACAAGAUCAACCCGAACUAUCUGGAGUAAUCCAGAUGUUUGGCGGAAGAAAGACUACAAGGGGUAGUCUGAAGUUAAGUGAUCUUGAGUUAGCGUCUGUGUCUAUGUCACUCUGUGAUUUUUCAUCCAAUGCGAACGCAGGUGUUUUAGAACACGCCCUUCAUGUAAUUGACAUGAACAACAAUGAACCAGAGGGCUGCUUACAUGUGGACGAAUUGAUAAGUAAUAACAAUGCGUUACCCGUGGAAAACAAAACAAACGAGUCUGAAAAUUCAAAACAUAUUGAUAUAGUACCAGAAGAUGAUGUUGAUCCAUCUCCAGUUGACAAUGAUCAUGUGGUUCAAAACCAACCAAACGUUGAGCAAGCUAAUUUGAAUAACCACCAAAUGAUACCUGAUGAAAGAAUGGGGACAAAGGAUAUGACCACUGAAACUGAAACUUCAAAAAUAAAUGACAUCGUAGCAGGUGACAAUGACAAUACUGUUGAGGAAAGCCUUGAUCUUUGUGAUAAUACUUGUUCUAGUGUAUCAGAUAUAAGCCAAGCAAACAAAGGCAAUAAUUAUUGUGAAGCUAGCGUAACAAAUCAUAUUGCAGAUCAAUCUUUCAAUGGAGGUUACACUGUGCCUAUGAGUCACCAUUAUGGUGGAACAAUUGUCUGGUACCCAACGCAUGAUUCAAGUGAUGGUCAGCUUGAAGAGAAUACCUCACAUUUGAGUCCUAAAAGCUUAGGCAAUCAACUCAUAUCCUUCCUGGAAAGGAUAUCAUCUAGAGCAGGUAGAAAAUGUGACGCAGAAAGUACAAUUGCAAUGGAAAGUACCGUAGAUGAUCCGCCACCUAAGAAGAACCUGUUAAUAGAUCCAUUUGAAGAAGUGCCAAAAGUCACUGAUUCAUUUGAUGUGCAGCCUAAAGUACUGAAAUCAGUAAAUGGAACACAAAUGAUAUCAGAUCAAAAAGGGCACUUUGAUCUGGGAUUUUCGGCACAAAACAAAACAGUAGUACCAAACAAUACGAUGGCACCAUGCAAUACAAUAGCACCAUGCAAUAAAGUUAUACAAAACAAUAUAGUGGCACCAAUCGAUAUGGUCGAGUCAUACAGCACAGCGCCACCAAACAAUACAUUAGCAUUAAACGAAACGGUGUCACCAAACAAUAUAGUGGCAAUUAACAAUACAAUGACACAAUACAAAAGAGUGUUACCAACAUAUACAACAGCACCAAAUAACACAAAGACAACAAACAACACAGUGGCACUUAACAAUACAGUGGAACCAAACAACAUAAUGUCACUAAACAAUGAGUUGCCACUAAACAACACAGAAUACCAAGACAAACCAUUGGACUUAACAAUGGGACAGAAGAGAGAACAUGAAACUGAUAAAGUUGUAGAUGACGAUGAUACCCCUAACACUAAACGAAGAAAGGACAUUGAAAUAUAUGCAGAGAGCAAUAAAUUUGAUACAGUUGACUCAGAUACUGAUAGAUCAAUCGGAUAUUGUAUGUCACCAGAGACAAAUCCCAUAUGGGAUGAACAUAAUGACGAAACCGGAGAAUGCUACAGAGAAUCUCUAGAUUUCCAAAGCAUGCAUGCACGUGAAUCGCAUCACAUUUACCCAAAAAGAGAAAUAUUCGCAGGCGAUCAAAGUUUAUUGAAAAACUAUUCACAAUCUGUGUUCCCUGAAAAGAUUCCACAGUUUAUAUCCGAUUCAAGACAAGCGUCCGAGAAAAUAAAAUUAAGGAAGAGGGGGAACACUACUACAACUGUACCUAAGGCAAGGGCUACAGAAGGCUUUGAUGACGAGGAUGAAUUCAAUGAACUAGUUAUUGAUAUCAAAGAGGAAGGCGCAGAUGAUACUAUUGGUGUGUCUCAUAGUUCGAACCAAUCAACGCGGAGGAAAUCUAAGCAAGUGAUGACUGGGAGAGCAUUGGACCAAUCAGCGAGGAGUAAACAUGGACACGUGAUGACUGAGAGAGCAUUGAACCAAUCAGUAAGUGGCAAGAGCGCGUCAAGUAGUGAGACGGGGGAUGAUACGGAGUGGAAGCCAUGGCAAUCACAUAAAACCUAUCAGUACAAUACCUCCAGCCAAAAACUACGCAAAAGGAAGAAAAUCAAGAAAGAACGUAUCGAUGGGGAAGCUAUUAGUGCUGUAGAUUUAACUGAAGUUGAAAGACCUCUUAAAUGCAACAUUUGCAAGAAAUCGUCAAAGUCAAAAACAAGACUUUGUGAGCAUCUGAUCUCCAAAGGUCUUGGAGAGCAAAAAUGUGACAAGUGCAGUGCUUUCUUCCAUACGAUGAUCGACCUCGUCCACCAUAAAAUGGAGAAACAUGUAAAGUGUUGGUUCAUAUGCUCUCUGUGUGAUGGAAAGUUCACCAGUCAGUUCCAACUUGAUCAACAUGAUGCAAUAUGUGCUAGCAAAAGACAAAAUACUGAAAGGUUCAAGUGUACGAUAUGUGUUAACAGUUUUCAACAGGAGCAGCAUCUCAUAAGCCACACAAGAUACCAUAACUCAAAGGACCUCUUCCCUUGUACGGCCAAAGGUUGUGUUUAUGGAGGAACGUCAGAGGCAGUGCUUCACCAACAUGUACAGAAACACCACCAAAAAUCCAGCCAGGUUUGGGAGUGUCCCAUAUCAGCAUGCAUGGCACAGUUUAGCAGCAUUAUAGACCUAAACACACACGUAACGGAACACACGGGGUCAACAGUGAUGACGUGUAACUUCUGCGGGAGCGUAAUGGGGACAAAGCCGACGUUAGCAAAACACCUACAGCGUCAUAGUGAAGUGAAGCCAAUGGGCUGUAACUUGUGUGAGUUCAGAUGUCGUCAGAGGAACUCUAUCAAUUACCACAUGGCAAAGCAUCAUCCUAUUGAAUGGCAGCAGAAACUGGUUUGUCUAUGCCCAGUGUGUGACAAACGCUUUGAAGGAAAAUUCCAUCUGCAAUGUCAUCAACGUAAAACUGGACACGUCAUAAAAUCAGAGAGUGCUGGUGGUAAGACUAAACAGACUAAAGCAAUAAAGAAAAACUACAAAUGUAACGUAUGUGACCGAACCUUUAAGGGUUCCUUUAAUCUAACCUGUCAUCAAUGGAGAGCAAAGCAUGAUGGGACAAAGAAGAAUGCUGGGAUUGAACAACCUGGCCCAAACAGUAUGGAUAAAAUAGAGGUUUGUUCUACCGACGUGAGCAACCAACUCAAGAGUGAUCUGGAUGAAAAUGAUAACAAGCUUUGCAAUACAAAUAGUGGAUAUGCUUACUUCAAAAACUAUGCCAAAAAUGACCAUUCAAAUGAUGAAAAGUCUGACCAUAUGAACAGUAAAAAGGCAGAUAAUGAGAACAAUGAAAAGCCUGAUCACAAGAAUAAUGAAAAAGCUGAUCUCAAGAACAGUGAAGAGUGUUAUCAAAAUGACGCUGAGAAAUCUGAUUAUAACAACAAUGAAAAAUCUGAUUACAAGAAUGAUGAAAAAUCUGACGCCAAGAACAAUGAAACACCACAUCAUUCAAGCGUUGAAAAUAUCAAGAACACAGACAAUGAAAAUCCAGACCAUAAACAGAAUGAAACCUCUCACCACACAAGUAGUGCUAAGAGUGUCCAUUACAGAUCCCCACAGUAUGAAGUGGUUGACCAAAAUGCCAACAUUCUACAUGGUUCUAUGGUUGGCAUUGAUAAAUUCACAAAAAUAAGACUAAAAAUGAAACUAAAAAAGGGACCUAGAAAAUCCUUAGGAAGCAGAGAAUAUCCAACUACCCAACUGAAUGCCCAACUUGAUGCCCAACUCGGAGACAGCAAUCUAUCUGAUGACAAACAUGAAAAUGGGCAACAUAGUCCUGGGAAUAUUCAACAUUGUUUGAAAAAUGUUCAGUUUGAUGUGGCAAAACAUGUUCAAAGAGUUCCUGAAAAAUGUUCACAAGAUCCUGAAAGUGUUCAACAUGAUUAUCAAAAUGAUCAAGAUUGCCCUGGAACUGAACAAUUGAGUACGGGGGAUUUCCAAGAAAUAUUUGAAGCAUUUGCAAAUACUCCAAAUGAUGUUCAAGUAAAUACUGCAAAUAUUCAACUGAAUACUUCAAAUGCUCAAGUAAAUACUGAUGAUCAAGUAAAACAAUCAACAAAUACUUGAGAAAAUACUACAAAACGUUCAAGUAAAUAGGGAAAUGUUAAAGUAAAUACUACAAACGUUCAAGUAAAUAGGCAAAUGUUUAAGUAAAUACUACAAAUGUUCCAGUAAAUA